AUGGAAAACUUCCAGUACAGCGUGCAGCUGAGCGACCAAGACUGGGCUGAGUUCUCGGCUACCACGGAAGAGUGUGGCCUCCUGCAGGCUGGCCUAGCCUCCGGGGACGAGCUCUUGUCCAGUGACAUUGACCAAGGGGACAGCAGCGGCCCCCUCGGGCUCCUGCCCCUCCCUACUGGGCAGCCGGCCUGCGAGGAGGAGGAGGACGCAGCCACCGGGGAGGCGGUCAGCAGGUCGCGGUGCGAGCUCGUCUUGGCCGUGGGGGCUGCUGAGCAGACACCCGGCACGUCCGCACGGCCAGGACCUUGGCCGUCUCUCAGCUCCGGUGCCAACCCUCCUGGCUCAGCCCUCCUGGGGCCAGUGUCUUCCAGAGACGACAUGCACAGGCUCCUGCAGGGCCCUGCCCCUAGCGCCCCCGGGGACCCCCCACUGAGUCCCGGGUCCCCUGGCCACAGCACCACCCCACAGGGGCCCCCCAACAGCCCCAGAAGCCUGCCUCGGAGCCCCAGCCGAAAGAAGAGGCGAGCCGUGGGCGCCAAGGCGGGCGGGAGCCCGGGAACCCCAGGGCCUGCCCCUGCCCGGCUGGGCUCCCCGCCGCUCACGGCCCGGCCUGAGGAGGCAACGCUGGCAGCCGGGGCCAGGCAGGACGAGCUGGGGCCAGACUCUGCAGGAGCUCCCGGGCCUGGCUCAAGUGCCCCUGCGCUGGUCGCCAGACGAGGGCCAGGUUUGGACCUGUCUACACCUAUCUCUACAACUGAGCAAGGUACAGAGCAAAUGGGAAUGACCCCUAGAGCCGAGAUACACCCAGUGUCCACAUCUGCCAAGGAGGCUCAUCCAGAUGUCGCAAUGGCUAAGCCAGAUGUGGCUGUGUCUACACCUGCCUCUGAGCCUCCACCCGACACGGCUCCGUCUACACCGUCUUCUGAACCUCCACCUGACACGGCUCUGUCUACACCCGCCUGCGAGUCCAGACUGGAUGUAGAUCUGUCUACAGUAGGCCCAGGGGUCGAGCCAGAAGUGGCUGCAUCGACAUGUGCCUCAGCGGCUGUCCUGUGUGCAGCUCUGCCUCACUCUGUCUCGAGGGUCGAGUCGGAUGUGGGUGUGUCCACACCUGCUCCCCACGCUAAUGCUGCUGCCCUGUCCUGCUCCACUGCCCCCCAGCCCGGGCCUGGUGUGGUGGAGACAGAGGUUGUGUCUCCAGGGGGUCCCCCAGCGAAGCCCAGUGAGGAGCCCUUAGCAGGGGUCCCUGGACACCCCUCGGGGGAGCACCACGGGGGCUCCGUCCAAGCCCCCAGGAAGAAGAAAGUCCGAUUCUCCAUGGCCUUGCCCAGCCCCGGGGAGCCAGGAUCAGGGGGGGCCUCGGAGCACCCAUCGCCAGCCACAGCCCGACCCUCAGCCCCCAGGAUGGCGCCUGGGGGCCACGGAGGGCCCAGGGCCUGGGACACUAUGGCCGUCGGGCCCCGGCCCCCCAAGCCUCGCAUCCUUAAGCACCUGCCCCCCCCAGCCCCCUCUGCCUUGGGGACACUGGGUCCCAGGAGCUGCUUUGCCAUGACCCUCCCAGAGGCCUAUGAGUUCUUUUUCUGCGACACCAUCGAGGAAGAGGAGGAAGAUCCUGAGGAGGUGGCAGCGGGCAGCCAGGUUCCGGCCGAAGCCCAGUGGCCAGACAUGUGCGAGUUCUUCUUCCGGGAUUGCCAAGCCCAGAGGCCGAGGCCCCGGCGGUCCUGCUCCCCAGCCCCAUCCCCAAGGGAGCCUGUGCCGGCCCCUCCGCCUGGAGACCCCGUGCCCAUGUCCAUCCCCGAGGCCUACGAACACUUCUUCGGGGAAGACAGGUUUGGGGGCGAGUUGGGGCCAGCCACCCUGCUCCAGCUCCAGGCCUCAGAGACCCCCGGGUCGGUCUCCCUGGGAGCGGGGCCCAGGGCCCCACCCACUCCCGGCCCCACCCGAGGAGAGCGGCUCGCCCUGGCGGUCAGGCGGGCAGGGGAGCUCCGGGGUCCCCUCACCCCGUUUACCUUCAGCCAGAACGACAUGUGCCUGGUGUUUGUAGCCUUUGCCACCUGGGCUGUGAGAACAUCAGAUCUGCAUUCCCCAGACGCCUGGAAAACAGUCUUGCUGGCCAACAUUGGCACCAUCUCCGCCAUCCGCCACUUCCGCCGGCAGGUGAGGCGAGGGCGCCGCAGCCCCAGCCCCAGCCCCAGCCGCAGCCCCAGCUCCUAG
Molecule: messenger RNA, 2214 nt
Organism: Propithecus coquereli (Coquerel's sifaka)
Lineage: Eukaryota; Metazoa; Chordata; Mammalia; Primates; Indriidae
Gene: PERM1
Product: PPARGC1 and ESRR induced regulator, muscle 1
Exons: 4
Coding region: 1-2214 (737 amino acids)
Biological process (GO): regulation of DNA-templated transcription; response to muscle activity
Cellular component (GO): cytoplasm; nucleus
Source: RefSeq, a predicted model, not a curated record